AUGUCGGCAAACGCAAGUCUAGAGGAGCUCGAGACGCGGCUCGUGGCUUUUACCGAGCAGCUUCAAAACAUUCAUGAGCUGCUUCAAAGUGAUCCGGUCAACACUGAAUUUUUGGGCAUUGCCAAGGACCUCGUAGAGGUUAUCCAGCUUACGAAAGAGACGAUUGAUUUUAAAGUGAAUGCUACAUCUUUCAACCACGUUUCAGCACCACAGGAGACCCUGAAACGUUGUCAAGAGCCACAAGCACUUGGUGACUUAGAGAUCAAGUUUGCACCUGGAUCAUCAGUUGAAGCACUGCAGCAAGGCGUUUGGUAUCCAGCUCAUGUGGAUUCAGUAACAGAUGACGGAAGUUACAAUGUCACGUUCCUGGGCUUUGGCACAAUAGCGGAGCUCCAACAGGAUGCUGUGAGAGCUAUUGACGUCGAUGCAGAGCAAGCUGCAGAGUUGCCAGCUAAGGAAAAGAUUACAGAGGGGUUUGAGUGCCGAGCCAAGUACUAUGCCGAUGCGGUGGUGUACUCGUGCUUGGUUACGAAGGUCACGGCGCUGGGGUUUCAGGUGUUGUUUGACGGCUAUGGCAACUCGGAGGAGGUACCUUACGAGUAUUUGAGUGCUGCGUUAAAGUCAUCAGAUGCGGAGGUAGGGACUGCUAUUGGUCAGGUGAACUCUGCUGACGCAGUCGAUGGUGAUGGUACGCAUGUUGCUGUUGCUGCUACAGAGCAGAAGGUGGCACCUGCGGUGAUUCACAAACCCAUUAAAAUCCCUGAAAAUCUGCAAAUUUUGCCCUCAGACACAGAGGCUGAAAAGGAACGCAAGCGUAAACGCUUGCGCGCUAUCAAGAGUUUGAACCGACACAAAAAUAUUGACAAUGAGCGCAAUAUUAAGCAGCACGACUGGAAGGCUUUUCAAUACAAGGCCAAGAAAAAAGGUAUCAAGAAAGGUGUGAGCGGAGUGUUAUCGAAACGAGGCUCGAGCAUGUUUGCAUCGCCUGAAACGGUCCAUGGCCGCGUAGGUGUCGUAGGAAGCGACCAGGGUAUGACGAACUUCUCAGAUACACGGAACAAGAAGCUUAGACACGCGUAG
Molecule: messenger RNA, 1080 nt
Organism: Peronospora belbahrii
Lineage: Eukaryota; Oomycota; Peronosporomycetes; Peronosporales; Peronosporaceae
Source: the annotation of a GenBank genome assembly